CAAGACAAUUGGUAGGCGCUAUGGGGCAAGCAUUACCUGGCCCUUUUACCCCCAACUUUUGGACCCCUGGUGUGGAGAAAUGGUCUACAAAGAGUCCUAGCACCGAGAUCUUGUCAGUUCUGGCGCCCUUUUCAAUGCAGGUGUCAACUCAGACCUGACGUCCUCUGCCCAUCAUCUACCAAGGUAGAAUGCUAGAAAGCCCAGGGCCUCCGGCAAGGGACAGGCAGGGUUAGAAUGAGGAACGGACCACAUGAAGACCUUUCCCCAAAGGAAGCAGGCAGUGGCAGCCCAGGCUGUCCUGGACACAGAAGGUUGCAGCUACACUUGAGGCUGAGCAAGCCAUAUGGCUCCCAGAUACCUGCUGAGAUUUUGGCGUCUUCAGAGCCAAAGAGGAUAAUUCCUGGUGAGAGGCCAAUAGGGCUCAUCUGCUCCCACCUGGGUCCAACCACAGACGUUCAUUCUGGAAUCACCCCAAACCCAGAUUCUCUGCUGCCAAGCCGAGAUUUCAGGCUCCUUGUAAGCCCCUGUCUGGAGUCCUACUGGCAAGCUUUUCUUAGUGCAAGGAACCCAUGUUCAGACCCAAAGACUUGUGCUUUGAGGAUGCUGCCAUUCGUGACCCUUCACUCUACAUAGCCCAAAUGAGAGCUAGGGAGAUCACUCGCAUCUGGACCACACUAGACCGCUCCCUUCCAGCACGGCCCCUUUAAGUACCACCCUACUGAUUACCACUGGGGGCAGCACUGAGCAGCCAGGCCAGGAUCAGAGCUGCUGCCUCCAAGCUUCUGCCGGUACCGGCUACAUAGCCGGGUCAGGUACACACCGGAACCGAUUUGGGUUAUGCAGCCUACCUGGGCUCAGCUCAUGGAGAAAUAACCAGGCUGAAUGGCCUGCGAGGUUUCUCCUGCAAGUACUUCUAAUAUGGGUAUGGAGCCAGCACCAGAAGCCCUGACCAAGACCUGCAGCCAGGGCUGCUCCAUCCCUUAUGCCCCAGGUAAGCCGGCCCAGCACGUGGGGUGGGGUGGGGGUAAAGGGUCUGGGGUGCAGAGGAGGCUGCCCUGACCGGUAUUUCCUCCCAGGGCAAAAUCCCCGAAAGGCCGAGUGACUGGAGCUGCUAGCCUGGGGACGUCUUUUAAGAUGACCCGCACGGACCCGCCGGACUUGCUUGUGUCGACCGUGUACCAGGACAUCAAGGUGGUGGCCCCAGGGCUCACGUCCAAAAGCCAGCCAUGUGAGCGAUCCGUGCCCCGGCCAGCUGCGCCCGCGCCUUUCAACAAGCGCCACUGCCGUAGUUUCGACUUCUUAGAGGCACUGGACGAGCCCACCAUGGAGACACACCCAGAGCCGCCACCUCCCGAGCCCGCGCCACCGCGUGCCCGGCCCCGAGACAGCGAGCCUCGGCGCCGCACUCGUUCCAAGAGCGCGCCCCGUGGGCCCCAUGGCCUGGCGCCUGCUCCGGCUUCACCGCCAGUACUGCAGCGCAGAGGCCGGGAGGCCCAGCGUUCGGUGCGGUUGGAGGGGUCGCCGCACAAGGAGCCCUCGUACCCUGCACUACGGGCUCUCGCCAAUGAGCUACACCCCAUCAAGCUCCAGCCACAGCGUGGCGGCCCCGGACGCAUCGCACCUCUAUGCGCCACCCCAGGCCGCUGUGCACCACCCGAACCACCCACAGGACCCGUCCCCCAUGUCCGCUGCCGUUUGGACAUCAAGCCUGACGAGGCAGUGCUGCAGCACGCCGCCCGAAGCUCGCGAUCUUGCGCGCCCAGCGAGGGGGCGCCCUGGGCUCGCACCGUCCCACAGUUCCAUGGCCUCACAAUUCCAGGCCCCCGCCAUGUGGCCCUGUCACGCACUCCCACCCCUAGUGACUUGUACUGUACUGACCCCAGAGCAGUGUACUGCGACGGGCCGUUGCCUGGGUCCCGGGACUAUUUGGAGCACCGCAGUCAACCCUUUGCAACACCCCCAGGUCCCACCCAAUUUUUCUACACCGAGGAACCUGAGGGCUACACAGGCAGUUUUACCACAAGCCCAGGUCUUCCCUUUGAUGGCUACUGCUCCAGGCCCUAUUUGGCCGAAGAAGCCCCCAGACCCAGUCCAAGGCGUGGGGGCGGCUACUAUGCUGGGGAAGUACGUACCUUCCCGAUCCAGGAGCCCCCCUCCCGUUCCUACUACGGGGAGGCAUCUCGAGCCUACGGAAUGCCUUUCGUCCCCCGGUAUGUCCCAGAAGAGUCCCGGGCACACCCCAGUGCCCGCACCUUCUACACAGAGGACUAUGGGAGGUUCCGUGAACGCGAAGUAAUGGCUCGCACUUACCCGCAUCCCCGCAGCAGUCCAGCCUGGGCUGAUUGGGGUCCGAGGCCUUACCGCACCCUUCAGGUGGUGCCUCCUCCCGCCCCUGGACCUCUGUUGGCCUCGUGGCACGGUGGCACCGGCACAAGCCCGCCCCGGCUGGUGACCGACAGCCGCCACUACUCUCGAUCCUGGGACAACAUCCUGGCUCCUGGUCCUCGUCGUGAAGACCCUCUAGGACGCGGCCGCAGCUAUGAGAACCUGCUGGGACGCGAGGUUCGGGAUACACGGGGUUCAUCCCCGGAAGGCCGGCGUCCACCAGUCGUAGUGAACCUAUCCACCUCACCCAGACGCUAUGCAGCACUGUCGCUGUCCGAGACGUCACUUACGGAAAAGGGCCGUGGUGGGGAAAGCCUGGGCCGCAACUGGUACAUCACGCCGGAGAUCACCAUCACUGACAAUGACCUGCGCUCAGUAGAGCGCCCGACAGCCAGGGGCUGGGAACUGCCUGGAGGCCGACCGCGGCAGCCGACACCCAAGGUCCCUGAGGGACCUGCCUCCAGCCGCCAGCGCAGCCUCGAGCAGCUGGACGAGCUCAUCACCGACCUGGUCAUCGACUCACGGCCACCAGGCCAGGCCCCAGAACCUGCCGCCGAAGGUUUAGGCCGCCAACUGCGCCGCCUACUGGACUCACGGUCUGCGGGCCCUGGAGGAGCAACCGCGCUGGCUCCGUCGCGCUCACCCCCGGCCUCGGCUGGCAGCACCGAGGAGCCCACCGGCUCGGGGGAGGCAGCCGACGCUUCCCCGGAACCCAGCGCCGACGAGGAUGACUUGAUGACCUGCUCCAACGCGCGCUGCCGGCGGACAGAGACCAUGUUCAACGCCUGCCUCUACUUCAAGUCAUGCCAUAGCUGCUAUACCUACUACUGCUCGCGGCUGUGCCGCCGAGAGGACUGGGAUGCGCACAAAGCGCGUUGUGUGUAUGGCCGCGUGGGCAGCGUGUGCCGCCACGUGCUGCAGUUCUGCCGCGACAGCAGCCCAGUGCAUCGCGCCUUCUCCCGGAUAGCGCGCGUCGGAUUCCUGUCGCGCGGCCGUGGCGUGCUGUUCUUGGGCUUCCCAAGCCCGGGCUCUGCCGACAACUUCCUCCGCUUCGGCCUCGAAGGGCUACUGCUAUCGCCCACCUACUUAUCAUUGCGUGAGCUGGCUACACAUGCGGCACCCCUGGGUAGCUAUGCACGAGAGUUGGCGGCGGCCGGGAGGCUCUAUGAGCCCGCGGAGUGCUUCCUGCUUAGUGUGUCGGUGGCCGUGGGCCCUGGAGCUGCACCCCCCGGAGCCGCUGCCCGUCCAGCGCCACGCAGCCCUGGCCCCACGGUGCGCAAGUUUGCCAAGGUGGCUCUGGCCGCCGGCAGUCCGACGCGGCCUCCUCCUGCGCGUGGUGGAGAGCCAGAUAUGGAAACGCUGAUCCUAACGCCACCUCCAGGCACUGCGGGCCUGGACCAGGAGGGUGAGGCGGGCCGGCGCGCACGUGAAGUGGCCUUCAUCCACAUCCAGCGUGAACUGCGUCUGCGCGGCGUCUUCCUCCGCCAUGAGUUCCCACGCGUCUACGAGCAGCUCUGCGAAUUCGUCGAGGCGAACCGGCGCUUCACACCCACCACCAUCUAUCCCAUCGAUCGGCGCACUGGCCGCCCCUUCAUGUGCAUGAUCAUGGCUGCUUCCGAGCCGCGUGCACUCGACUGGGUAGCCAGCGCCAAUCUGCUAGAUGACAUCAUGUGAGCUUUGGGACUAUUAGGCCCAGGCUCUGACCAGAGCCCUGCCUAUUCUACUCAGGCCCGGCCUGAUCCAUCAAGACCGCCCCCAGAAUCUGGACCAACUGGUUCAGCGCCCCGCCAAGUUUCCCCCCACCCCACCCCCGCCUAACUUAGUCUUCUACAAAUUCUCUGCCCUGAGCUCCACCCACUCAAACUUUGCCUAGGAGCCCACCCCCGCCACACCACCGCCGACCUGUUUCCCAUCAGCUGCUUCUCUUCCUUCCUGUUUUCAACCAGACCACCCAGAUCCUACCUACAUCCUGGGCUCUCCCCAAGUCAGCCAGGGAGAGGGGGCUCCCCAAGAGCCCGGUCCUCGCCCUCGGUGCUCCCCGCUGGGAGGUGGGGUGGGCCUGAGGACCACUGGGCUCUGCCUUCUAGUGGAAGGUUACUACUACACACAUCCCAUGGGGACAAACUUGAUAUACUUUGUGGGUGCUUGCUAUAGCUCGCCAAUCCUAGAUCCAUUCCCUCUCCUCCUAGUCCAGAAGUUCAUGUUGACCAAAGCCUAAUGUCCUUACUGUAAGCAAGCACUCCGCUAACCCUCCUCCUGUGUCUGGGGUGUGUCAGGUUUCAGAGGCCUUGCUCCCGUGCAUCCCUACGAUGUUGAGGCAAUGGGCAGGGCUCUCACCUCUGGUCACCUUGGUCUUUAGGCCAAGGCCAAGGCACAAGCCAUCCAGCCAGAGGAGAACCUGGGAAUGGGGAAGCAGAGUGUGGAUGGUGUGCUGGCCAGAGUUAAAAUCUAGCUGGGUGAGGGUUUGAGCUCACCCACACCUACUCAACAAGAUGGCCCUAAAAUAUCCACCUUCCAGAGAAGACGGAAGCUCAGGCCUUAAUCUCCCAAGGAGGUGGGAAGUGGGUGCUGAUGAAUUAGAAGGGGACCCUACAAAGAGCAACACUUAACCUGCCGACUGACUUGGGAAUAAGGAACAGGGGCUGUUCCUAAUUAGGGACUGGUUGGGGUGCAGAGUAGUGAGCCACCCGGUGUGGGAUCCGAUAGGGAGCCGGUGCUGAGGCUUAACCUGAGUCCAACCUAUGCACAAAAGUGCCGCACACUCGCCCUGGCUGAACUCCAAGCUGGGAGCAGAAGCCAAAGCCUGGUGUGUAAUGGAGACCAUAAGCCUGGGCAGCCCUGGGUCCCUUGUCGAACCUCUGCGAACUAACUGCACCCGGAUCUGAGCCCAGGGCUCCGUGGAGGGUGUGACCCAGAGAGGCUUGAGACCAGAAGCUGGACAAGUACUCUCUGGAACCCCGAAGCCCCUUCAUAGGUAAGGGAGGUCCAGCGCGAGAGCCUGGGACAACUCCCUGUGUGGGCAGUGUGCGCAUGCGUCACUACCCCCCCACCCCCGUACCCGGCUGUGUGUCCCCGGAACAGCCCAGAGCUCCCACCUUCGCCUGUGUCUUAGCACCUGCCCCAUGCCGCUCUUGCAACACUUGCUGCCGCACCGCCUGCCGCCCUCCCCAGGGGCUCCACAUUCCUUCCUGCGGCAGGUUGAUAAGAACGCCCCUGGCAAGAAUUCGCCCAUUUCCAAAGGGCGAAUGCUUUCGAACCAAGUAAAAUAGAACUUGAAUGUAGCUGCUGCUAACUCUGUGGUGGUGGUGGUGGUGGUGGUGGUGGGGAGCGUCUGGGGCGUAGAAGCUUGGCAACCGGAAACCUUGGACGUGAGGUUAUUGUGGAAGGGGAAGCCGGACGGGAGAGAGGUCCUCCGGCUUACGGAUGUUGGGGAAAUGAAGACUUCUGAUUUAAUGGUUUAUGCUAGGGAGCUGAAGCCCUAGGACCCAGGAGUGGAGCCGGGGUGCGUCACUGCAUCCUCUUUUGCUGCCCCACCUCCAGCAACUUGACUUACAGCAUCACUGAUAUCCCUUGAUCACAGUUCCUUUAACUGCGACUCAAGAUCGCAAAGCUGCAAAGAGCUGGGUUGCAAUUGGCUAGUCCGUGCCUCAGAUCAGAAGUACAACUGGCUGAGGCUCUUGGCCUCGGGAAACAUCCCCUCACAGGAUUGGCCGGGGCUGCCAAAGGGCCCGCCUCCCGCACGCUAAGGCCUCGGUCAGGUUGGUCCUGAGGCCAAGCGCUCCGGGGAACAUGGCGGCGGACCUCGCUCAGAUUCCUGAUGUGGACAUCGACUCAGAUGGCGUCUUCAAGUACGUGCUGAUUCGAGUCCACUUAGCAUCGCCCUCCGAGGAUCCGACGAAGGAGUGCAAGGAAAUCGUGCGUGGAUACAAAUGGGCUGAGUAUCACGGGUUAUGGUCGUGCCCAGCACUCGGUUUCAACUGAGAAGAUCAAAGCCAAGUAUCCUGAUUAUGAGGUCACCUGGGCUGACGAUGGCUACUGAGGCCCUGCUCCCCAGCAACUAAGUCAGGACUCUGCUCUUGCUGUACCAUCUCUUGAAGGACUGGCCCCGUGCUUUCCUUUUGUACUUUUGGCAACACGCCACCUGCCAGGCCUCGGAAGCCGGAACAAUCUGGUCCAUAGGAAUUAAAAGCUUUGAUAUGCCUGCUA
This is a messenger RNA of Myodes glareolus (Bank vole), 6591 nucleotides long. NCBI's taxonomy places the organism in Eukaryota, Metazoa, Chordata, Mammalia, Rodentia, Cricetidae. The record is from RefSeq and is a predicted model, not a curated record.